Messenger RNA from Scheffersomyces amazonensis, 2601 nucleotides. RefSeq lists its product as uncharacterized. The transcript is spliced from 2 exons. NCBI's taxonomy places the organism in Eukaryota, Fungi, Ascomycota, Pichiomycetes, Serinales, Debaryomycetaceae. Gene Ontology annotation, cellular component: endoplasmic reticulum exit site; COPII vesicle coat. Gene Ontology annotation, molecular function: SNARE binding; zinc ion binding. Gene Ontology annotation, biological process: endoplasmic reticulum to Golgi vesicle-mediated transport; COPII-coated vesicle cargo loading; intracellular protein transport. The record is from RefSeq and is a predicted model, not a curated record. Bases 1 to 2601 code for a protein of 866 amino acids.
AUGAUGAUACACAUGCACCACUUAAAUAUUCAAGAUCAACAUAAUGAUCUUUCAUUACAGGACUUUCGAUACUAUACUCAACUUGAGUAUUCAACUCCACAAGACGAUGGACUGUAUAAGACAUUCUUAACGUUUCAGAAUGUCACUCCACCAGAAGCUGGAACAAGAUAUAUUGCUAUUGAUCAAGGUUCUGCAUCGCCUAAAUAUAUUCGAUCAUCGAUGUAUUAUAUGCCUGAGUCAGAAGUAUUAAGAAGUGCAUCUAAAUUACCAGUUUCUGUAACCAUUCGACCAUUUGCUCCUUUAUUAGAUACUGAAGAUCCAGUGCCAGUGGUUGAUAUGAAAAGAGAUUAUUUACAAACUGGUGGUGAUGAUCCAUUAAGUAAAGGACCAAUUAGAUGUAGAAGAUGUAGAACAUAUGUUAAUGCAUCAUUUCAAUUCACAAAUAAUAACAAAUUCAUUUGUAAUAUUUGUCAGUUUGCUAAUAAUUCUGUACCUGAUGAUUAUGUAUCUUAUUUAGAUAAUCAAGGUUUAAGAGUUGAUCGAUUUCAAAGACCGGAAUUACAUAAGGGAGUUUAUGAUUUACUUGUUCCACCGGAAUAUAAUUUCGGAGGUUUAGAGAAACCGGCUGAAUCAUUACAUCAUGUGUUCUUAAUAGAUAUUAGUGAACAAUCCAUUAAACAAAAUGUAAAUACCGUAAUUGCGGAUUCUAUUAGAGCCACUCUUUAUGGACAACAACAACCAGAACAACAACAACAAGCUUUAAAAGUCAGUAUCAUUGCCUUUGAUAAAAGAUUGCAUUUCUAUAACUUAUCGGCAGAUUUAGACACUACUCAAGUAGUAGUGUCUUCAGAUUUAGAUGAUCCAUUUGUUCCAUUCUUUGAAGGAUUAUUUGUGGAUCCUCAUGAUAGUAGAAAUGUCAUUGAAGAUGCAUUAAAUCAUUUGGAAAGACUCAAUUCCGAUGAUCAUUAUUUAGAAGCUGAAUCAUGCUUUGCUGUAGCUUGUAAAACUGCCAUGUUGGCUCUUGAACAAGUAGGUGGAGGUAAGAUAACUGCAGUUCUUGCAAGUUUACCAUCUUGGGGUCCAGGAGCUCUUAGAAUAAAAGAUAAUAAAGCUAUAGGACGUAGUGGUAUUGGAAGUAUUGAAGUUGAAAAGUCUCUUUACUUGGCAGAUAAUGAUUAUUAUAAAGCUUUACAAAAGGAAUUUAUUGAUAAAUCAGUAGGAAUGGAUUUACAUGUAAUUUCUAAUGCCUCAGUAGAUUUAUCUAAUGUCGGAUGGUUAGCUUCUGUAUCUGGUGGGAAAGUAUAUAGAUGGUCUAAUUUCCAUGCUGAAAGAGAUGGACGAGCAUUAACUUCGAGAAUUAAUGAUUCUAUUACUGCUACUACUGGUUAUCAAGGUCAAUUGAAAGUCCGUUGUUCUAAUGGAUUACAAGUGUCUCAAUACUAUGGUACUUCAUCUUCAGUAGCCGAAACUUCAGUAGCAGGAGGUAUUCAAGAUCCGGUAGUGCCUAUCUUAUCGAAAGAUCAAACAUUUACGGUCCUUUUUGAAUAUGAUGGGAAGUUAAAUAAACGUUAUGAUUGUCAUAUUCAAGUGGCUCUAUUGUAUACUGACCCCGAGGGAAUUCGAAAAGUUAGAAUCAUUAAUUUGGUAUUGGCAGUCUCUGAAAGAUUAGAAGAAAUCUUUGCCUUUGCUGAUGAAAAUGCUGUGGUAACCACCAUUAUAAGAGAUUCACUUUCAUUUGUUGGGAAACAGCCCCUUAAUGAACUUCGAGAAUCAGUUAAUCAGAAAUUAGUCGAAGUGUUCACUCAGUAUAGAGCCAUGGAAGAGUAUGGACAUAAUAGUUCUCGAACAUUAACUAAUCAAAUGUUAUUUCCUACGAGUCUAAAGAAUUUACCCCAUUAUUUAUUGGCCUUUAUAAAGACUAAAGCCAUUAGAAAUUCAAGUACCAUCUCGGCUGAUUCUCGAUUACAUGAUAUAUAUGAUAUGUUAACUAUGCCAAUUGAUAAAUUAAUGUAUCAUUUAUAUCCAGCAUUAGUUGAAUUACAUUCUUUAACUGAUGAACAAGGAUUAAUUAAUGAAUCUACUAAUCUAUUAUCUUUACCAUUAUAUAAGGCACCAUCCAUUAAAUCAAUGGAACCAGGAGUUUAUAUCUUAUGUAAUGGAUCUAAAGUAUAUGUAUGGGUUGAUCCUCAUGCUAAUAUACUUCUUAUAAAGGAUUUAUUUGGUGAUCAUAUCGAAUCACCCGAUGAAUUAGAUCCAUUAAUGGAUGAAUUACCCGCAAUUGAUACCACCAUAUCUAUUCAAGCUCGAAAUAUAAUUCAAUAUUUUAAUGAAUAUUUAAUUGGAACCAGUACUUUAGAAAUGGGAGGGAUUCAAUUAGUUAGACCAGGAAUUGAUGGAUCCGAAAUUGAAUUUAGAGAAGCUCUUGUAGAUGAUAGUUUACAUGGAACUCUUGCUACAUCUAGUGGACCUAAUAUUGCCGAUUAUUUAUCUAGUUUACAUAAGGCUAUACGAGUUCAACUUGAAAAUGAUAAAGUUAAACAAUCAGUCACUGCUACUGAGGUUCAUCAUGAUACUUUAGCCCAAAGAAUGAUUCAUUUUUAG